This is a messenger RNA of Portunus trituberculatus (swimming crab), 2119 nucleotides long. RefSeq names its product DBH-like monooxygenase protein 1 homolog. The record is from RefSeq and is a predicted model, not a curated record. Bases 497 to 1141 code for a protein of 214 amino acids. NCBI's taxonomy places the organism in Eukaryota, Metazoa, Arthropoda, Malacostraca, Decapoda, Portunidae. Gene Ontology annotation, biological process: norepinephrine biosynthetic process; dopamine catabolic process; octopamine biosynthetic process. The transcript is spliced from 5 exons. Gene Ontology annotation, cellular component: secretory granule membrane. Gene Ontology annotation, molecular function: copper ion binding; dopamine beta-monooxygenase activity.
AGUCUGUCUGUGUGCUCGGUGGGACGGGGACGUAUGGCGGUGGUGCUCCCCGCAGGUCCGACCCCGUGCGGCGAGUGACGUGCCAAGGGGCGGCGUCACCAUGUGCCCGCCCCCCUCGGCCUCUCUGUUAAUGCGUACGCUACUGAACUUAUAGAUGACGAGAUCUCUUGGUGCACUGCUUGCCACUAAAAUGCUGGAAGUGAAGGCCACUACUACAGUCCGGAUGUAGCCGAGUGUGCAACAGAGACCUGAGCACGACCCGUGAAUCAAUUCCUUACAAUGACUUAUGACCUCCGUUCUCUGUCUCUCCAGUAGACGAUCUGCAUCACUGUUUCGUCGCAUUUUCUAAGACUUCGCCGCCGACGUGUGGUGCACAGCUGAGCCCAAUGCCCAAAUAAACAUGAGAGAGUUUGACAAGUAACACGACAUUUGAGUGAGUCCCGGGAAAGCGAGUCAGCAGGCACCUUCAGCAGCCAAGAGCCGAGGGUUGGGCAAGAUGCAGAUAGCUGAGGUGCUUCUGCUGGCGGCUGUGUUAUCCUGCCGCCGGCUGGCGUCCCACGGCUGGCAGCAGGAGGCAGCCCUGGACGACCGUGGCGACGUGCGGAUGUACUGGACGGUAGACGUCAAGAAGAACGUGCUCUUGCUGGAGAUCCAGGGGCGGACGUUGGGCUACGUGGCGAUGGGCAUCUCCUUGACGGGCACCAUGAAGGGCGCUGACCUGCUCAUUGGCUACGUUGACUACAUGGGGAAGCCACACGUGCUGGAUUACUGGGCUGACAAGAACGGGCCUCCGAUCCUGGACAAUUCCCAAGACUGGAAGCUACUGACGGGGCGCCAGAACGACACCCACACCAUGGUCCGCGUGCGCCGCCCCAUCACGCCCAACACCAUAGAUGACAUCAACGUAGUGGAUGAACCCACGUGGAUACUAUGGGCCUGGCAUCCGCACGACCCCGGCGAAGACCUGCAGAAGGCUUACCACAAAGGCAACCGAGGGAAGCGCAAGCUGUGUCUCUUAAGAACCAAAUGCUGGCCGCCUCCUCCUGUCAACGCCGUCGUUUCCACCACCACCACCACCACCUCCGCCACCCACUUUCACCUCCUCCUCCUCCUUCCCGCGCUUCUGCCUCGUUUCUUAUGAGCUCAGCCACGCCGCUACUGCCGUAUCUAGGAAUUCAUCUUUUUUCUAUAUUUUUUUUUCUUUUUUUCUGCUCUUGGGAUGCAUUCAUUGUACCUUGGGACCUUAGAAUGAAGAACACGGGCCACGCGCAGCGGUGAAGUGCUCAAGCCAGAAGGACGCAUCGAAAAAGACGUCUGGAGCUGAAAGUUGUAAUGGGGAGAUCUUACGUGAAAACUGUGUGUUUAUGAGAGAGAGAGAGAGAGAGAGAGAGAGAGAGAGAGAGAGAGAGAGAGAGAGAGAGAGAGACGGACAGAGGACGAAGACAGACACACGAGAAGGCAAAAACAAAAAAUAGAUAAAAACAAAGACAAACUGACAGACAGAUAGACAGAGCAGGGCAGACAGGCAGACAGAUGCGAGAGAAUGGGCCUUACUGGGCACCACCCGGAGCGGGAAAGGACCCAUCGCUUGUCACAUAUACCUCACACGCCAGCCGCCGCACCCUCCCGCCCGACGACACACGCCGGGGUGAGGCUCGCCGGGUGUGACGUCACCUUCUCAUCACUCACCGCUGCUGCCUCCUUCCUCUGUCGCGCCAGGCAAAGACGUCACACUGAGGGAACCGAGUCUCGCUGCUGCUGAUCUACUACAAGAGGAGACAUGUCCGACCUGAGUGGCGGGGAGUGUUGCGUGACUCAGCCGCCAGGGGCCUUGUUCCAUCGUGCCCUGGGCCUUGCAGGCGCGUGGAUGGAGUGACGUCACACCCGAGUCCUGGCGAGCGUCCGUCGGUCAACGUGAACAGGGAUUACAUCUCGUCUAGAGUGACCUUGAUGCCGCGCGGGGGAGCCUCUCAGGCCUCAAGCAAUCCUUCGCUAUGCACUAUCCCCAAUGUGUUUGGAGAUUGUAAUAACGUCCCGCCUUCCUUCACAACCUCCCAACUUCCUUCACACACACACACACACACACACACACACACACACACACACACACACACACACA